UCCGCUGUAGCGCGAGCGAGACUUCUUUAGAAAAGUGAUUUACAGAGACAUGAAAGUGAGCCCAACUGUACAGAGGAAACGUUGAGAGCUCAUUCUUUCUUUUUUAAACAUUUUCUUUUCAUCCUAAGUUACCUGAGUUUAAAGCAACAUUAGUUCCCCUCUCCGGUUGGACACCGGGAUGCGCGCCGGUGGGGCUCUGCGGACUGAAGACGACCUGCGGUGAUGGGUCGGGCAUCGAGAUGAGGCGUGGGGGUGCCGGGGGCGCGCGAGCGGGUCUGGAGGCUUAAGGCAAGGCGGUGAGACGGGGUCGGGGCCGCCUCAUGUGUCGGGCCUCCUCUGUGUUCUGGCCCCCACCGACCCCCACCCUCCCAGCGUCAGUGGGAUGUCCCAGGUGUGUCUCCUCUUGGCCUUGCUUAUGCUCUGCAGCUGCACAAAGGUACGUCUCUCUCUCUCUCUCUCUCUCACACACAGAACCAGCGGCGUCUUUGAUUGGCAGCUGUGAACUGAAACUCAACACGAGGCGUCCUCCUGUAGGUCUCCUCUACUAACUCCCUGGAGCUUGUGAAGGAGCAGUGGAGCAGCUACAAGAACCAGUGCCUGAACUACCACAACGCCACGCCCCCCACAACAGGGCUGGCGUGUAAUCGGACCUUUGACCUGUACGCCUGCUGGCCUGAUGGACUCCCGGGGACCACUGUCAACGUCUCCUGCCCGUGGUUCCUGCCAUGGUACCGUAAAGUCCAGCAGGGUCUGGUCUACAGAUUCUGCAAUGAAGAGGGCCACUGGGCAAAAAAGAAUACCAGCGAGUGUGAGGACGACCCUGGUGAGCAGCAGUACGGCCGCAUCCUCAGUCAGUUACGGGUCAUGUACACAGUGGGCUACUCACUCUCGCUGGGAGCUCUGCUGUUGGCCCUGGGAAUCCUCAUCACCUUCAGCCAUGUCCAUCCUGGUGAAAGACGCCCUGCUGUCCCUCACGCUGGACCCCCGGAGCGGCAACGACAGCCGGACACAAGCGUGGGUCAACAUACCGGCUGUCACGUGGUGCCGCGGUGCCAUGGUGAUGAUGCAGUACAGCGUGAUGGCCAACAACUAUUGGCUGCUGGUGGAGGGCAUCUACCUGCACAGCCUGCUCGUCAUCACCGUGUUCAGCGAGAGGAAGUACUUCCACAUCUAUCUGACCAUUGGCUGGGGCACACCGCUCAUCUUCGUGCUGCCGUGGAUCACCGUGAAAUAUCUGUACGAGAACGAGGAGUGCUGGGAGAGGAAUAUCAACAUGGGAUACUGGUGGAUCAUCCGUUCUCCUAUCGUGUUUGCUUAUCUGAUUAACUUCUUCAUAUUCAUACGAAUUAUCAAAAUCCUGAUGUCCAAGCUCAGAGCCCAUCAGAUGAGAUACACUGACUACAAGUUCAGAUUAGCAAAGUCCACUCUGACUCUAAUUCCUUUACUCGGGAUUCACGCCAUCCUCUUCACCUUCGUCAUCGAUGAGUCCGUCCCUAAAGGCUCCAUGCUGCGCCUCAUCCGCCUCUUCUGCGACCUGCUGUUCAACUCUUUCCAGGGCCUGCUGGUUGCCAUUCUGUACUGCUUCGUCAACAAAGAGGUGCAGUCGGAGAUGCUGAAGAAGUGGAAGCGGUGGAAGCUGGGUAAGGACAUCGACGAAGAGUACCGCCACACCCAUAGCCACACGCCGCACAUCAGGAGCGGCAGCGUCGCCACCGGAAAUCUCCCCGAUAACCGCGACAACAACGACAACAACGCCAGCGACCCCGGCGGCGGCAACGACUCGGCUCGCUCCGCCGCGGCCGAGGAGAACCGCCGACUGGUCGUCUGCUACAGCAACGGGACGGGGAGAGGCGGGUCCGCCAAAAGCAGACACGCCCUGCAAUUCUCUUUCCUGCCACACAGAGGCGCCGCGACUCACGUGAGCACCGCCACGCAGGAUGUGCGCCUGGAGGCGAGAGCGCAGGGCAGCGCAUACCCUCUGGAGGAAGAGGAGACGAAUGUCUGACGUGCUCAGAGGCCGAAAACAACCCUCACUGAUUUUGAUCCUCGGGGUUUCAGAUCCAACAAGAGAAUUAGGAAGUAACCCACACGGAAUCAGGAUGUUUAAAAAAUGGUGUCUAGUGUGUGUGUGUGUGUGUGUGUGUGUGUGUGUGUGGUGUGGAGGACUGCUAUGUCCACACCAACCCCGCUCACAGCUUUCCAUCUGUAACCUUCUGCCGCGGUGGUUGCGAGCGUCGCGUCUGUCCGAUGCGUCAAAAAGAACUUCUCAAAAGUGUCAACUCUUAUUUUUUUCAUUUUUUUUGCGUACGUGAAACUGAAUGUGGACUUGAGCGUGCGCGACUCGGGAUGUCUUUGCUCAUCAGCACCGAGGGACACGCAGUUCAUGCCGAGGUAGACGACGCGUUCCUCUUCAGAGUCCGUGAUGUGUAACUUAUUCUGGUUUCAAAUGGACAAAAGCCAAACGAGAACAUAUUAAUAUAUCAUGAUUUUUACAUGAACGUCCACUAUUUCAUGCACAGUCCUUCACUUUUCCCUUUACCCUUUACUUCUGUUUGGCUUCUUUCAACAGCUUCUCCUGACUGAAUGUAUGUGAACAAUGGAGACGUUUUGGUGGUCAAUAUUUAAGUGUAUAUAUGUAAUUAGAAAUAUGCCAACAGCACCUGUAUUUAUCCAGCAAGGAGACUUCAAUUUAAUUCUUGAUUUGCCUCCUACACACACAUGUAGUCAAUUGGAUUAAAAGCAAUUUGACAACU
Pseudoliparis swirei is the source of this 2753-nucleotide messenger RNA. It is a transcript of the gene gcgrb, whose product is annotated as glucagon receptor b. Gene Ontology annotation, molecular function: peptide hormone binding; glucagon receptor activity; gastric inhibitory peptide receptor activity. The coding region runs from base 677 to 2005 and encodes 442 amino acids. Gene Ontology annotation, biological process: cell surface receptor signaling pathway; adenylate cyclase-activating G protein-coupled receptor signaling pathway. Lineage: Eukaryota; Metazoa; Chordata; Actinopteri; Perciformes; Liparidae. Gene Ontology annotation, cellular component: plasma membrane. The transcript has 13 exons. The record is from RefSeq and is a predicted model, not a curated record.